Messenger RNA from Puma concolor (puma), 1755 nucleotides. RefSeq names its product zinc finger protein 250 (gene ZNF250). Gene Ontology annotation, cellular component: nucleus. Gene Ontology annotation, biological process: regulation of DNA-templated transcription. The record is from RefSeq and is a predicted model, not a curated record. Lineage: Eukaryota; Metazoa; Chordata; Mammalia; Carnivora; Felidae.
CCCUUCGCGCGUGAGGCUGCGGCGUGGAAGCCCCACAGGCUCCUCUGACUUCCACCUUCCUUGGAAACCUCAAGGGAUCACGCGAUGGCAGCAGCCAGGCUCUUACCACCACCAGCAGGACCCCAAGCCAAGGUGACCUUUGAGGAUGUGGCUGUGCUCCUCUCCCAGGAGGAGUGGGACCGCCUGGGCCCUGCUCAGCGGGGCCUCUACCGACACGUGAUGAUGGAGACUUAUGGCAACGUGGUGUCACUGGGACUUCCAGGAUCAAAGCCCAACGUGAUCUGUCAGCUGGAGCGAGGAGAAGAGCCAUGGGUCCUGGAGGGGCAAGGGGCUAAGGAGACUGGGGGCUUGGGCAUUGGCCAUUCAGAUAACUCCAAACGUGACCACAUGGCAGCUUGUAGGCAGCAAGACAGUUCACCCUGUCCAUGGGAAUACGAAAACAAGGGAGAGAACCAAAAUAGGGACGUGAGUCGGAAGCCAUUUAUUUCAGAGGAAAUAUCGGUGAUCCUGGGGAAAGCACCCAAAGGAUGGAUUGAUCAAAAAAGUUAUGAACCUGAGCAGAGUUUCUGUGUGAGUCCAAGCCCUGUUGGCCCACCUGAAGUUCAGGUCUUGAGCCAGAGUGUGCCUCUCUCUCAGAAUCAGGCUGUUCCUAGUGGGGAGAGACCCUACAAGUGCACCGAGUGUGGGAAAUGCUUUGGUCGGAGCUCCCAUCUCCUCCAGCAUCAGAGAACACACACUGGAGAGAAGCCCUAUGUGUGUGGUGUGUGUGGGAAGGCCUUCAGCCAGAGCUCUGUCCUCAGUAAACAUAGGAGAAUCCACACCGGCGAGAAGCCCUACGAGUGUAACGAAUGUGGAAAGGCCUUUCGAGUGAGCUCAGAUCUUGCUCAGCAUCACAAGAUACACACGGGAGAGAAGCCACAUGAGUGUCUUGAGUGUCGGAAGUCAUUCACUCAGCUCUCGCAUCUUAUUCAGCACCAGCGGAUCCACACGGGAGAAAGACCCUACGUGUGCCCACUGUGCGGGAAGGCGUUCAACCACAGCACCGUCCUGCGCAGCCACCAGCGGGUGCACACCGGGGAGAAGCCACACGAGUGCGCACAGUGCGGCCGUGCCUUCAGCGUGAAGAGGACGCUCCUCCAGCACCAGCGGGUGCACACCGGGGAGAAGCCCUACACCUGCAGUGAGUGCGGCCGGGCCUUCAGCGACCGCUCCGUCCUCAUCCAGCACCACAACGUGCACACUGGGGAGAAGCCCUAUGAGUGCGGCGAGUGUGGGAAGGCCUUCAGCCACCGCUCCACACUGAUGAACCACGAGCGCAUCCACACAGAGGAGAAGCCCUACGGGUGCUAUGCGUGCGGGAAGGCCUUCGUGCAGCACUCUCACCUGACCCAGCACCAGCGGGUGCACACCGGGGAGAAGCCCUACGUGUGCGGUGAGUGUGGACACGCCUUCAGCGCCCGCAGGUCUCUGGUCCAGCACGAGAGGAUCCACACAGGCGAGAGGCCCUUCCGCUGUGCACAGUGUGGCAAGGCCUUCAGCCUAAAAGCAACACUGAUCGUGCACCUGCGGACCCACACUGGGGAGCGGCCCUACGAGUGCAGCCGCUGCGGCAAGGCCUUCAGCCAGUACUCUGUGCUCAUCCAGCACCAGAGGAUCCACACGGGCGAGAGGCCCUACGAGUGCGGGGAGUGCGGGCGCGCCUUCAACCAGCACGGUCACCUGAUCCAGCACCAGAAGGUGCACAGGAAGCUGUGA